This is a messenger RNA of Yamadazyma tenuis ATCC 10573, 337 nucleotides long. The record is from RefSeq and is a predicted model, not a curated record. NCBI's taxonomy places the organism in Eukaryota, Fungi, Ascomycota, Pichiomycetes, Serinales, Debaryomycetaceae.
AAUCUUCAACAAGACGUGUUCUUUGUGCCAAACCCAUCCACAAUGUCAUACGGUGCUUCGUACGAACAGUACAAUACGCUUUUCCUCAACGAGGCAAGUGAAAUCCACCCAAGCAUAGUAUACCGUAACUUGGGGCUCGUGACGGUGUUGUUAUUGGUCCUUACUCUUUUGUCGUUGGCCACGGCCUUGAUGGUCAAUUUAAAGAACAAGUCUCAUGUGAGUUACUUGGUGAGUGCCAGCAUCGCGUCGUUGUCAAUUGGGUUCGGAAGUAUCUUGUUGUCCAACUACGUGGGCGUAUAUAUCUAGGGAAUAUAAAUCAAUAAAUACAAUUUUUCGG